Molecule: messenger RNA, 1326 nt
Organism: Suillus plorans
Lineage: Eukaryota; Fungi; Basidiomycota; Agaricomycetes; Boletales; Suillaceae
Exons: 7
Coding region: 46-1326 (426 amino acids)
Biological process (GO): cytoplasmic translational initiation
Cellular component (GO): eukaryotic translation initiation factor 3 complex; cytoplasm
Molecular function (GO): translation initiation factor activity
Source: RefSeq, a predicted model, not a curated record
CUAGGAUCUAAUUGCACCACAAGUAUAUGUAGUUCAUCCAACAAAAUGCCUACCGCAGAUUCAGUGUCAGUGUUCGCGGAAGGGACUUUCGAAGAACAGAUACAAGAGCUAGUGGAUUAUGCCACUCGAAGUAGCCCAGAGGAUGAACGUGCUGCUGCGUUGCAAUCUUUCCGAGAUAUUAUUAAGCCAGAUGAAGGAGCUAAACCUAUUGAAGAGGAUCAGGAAAGAAAACGGAACGCGUUGACCUUUGUGCUUGAUGGGACGAAAAGCUUGGGCGAUGGAUCAGAACAAGAAAUCGAGGGUUACUUCAACCUUCUCUUCUCUCACCUUCUGACACUAUGGCCGACCAACUCACCGGAAAUUAAACAUUACGUCUCCUCGCUCCUGGGUGUUCUUACUUCAUCACCUUCCGAGCAUCCAUCAGUGAGAUAUCGCGUCAUAUCAAAUUUGUUCAAUGCUACUCCUCGUAAUUCAGCCCUCCGCCUACCUAUUUACACUGCGUUACUAAAAGUAGCCGCCAACAAUGGAGAGCUCGAGACUUUGCGUCUAUCCAGAAAAGAUGUCGAGAAGUGGUUACAAGAAUGGGAUAUCUCUGGGGAAGAGCGUAGUCAAUUCCUCAAGUCCAUUGUCGAUGCAUUCAUUCAAUCUGGCCAGCCGGAAACUGCUUAUCAUCACACGCUUUCCUAUGUUUCUUCAUUAUCAUCCUCUUCGCCUGAAAGUCAAUCCGCGGCGGUCGAUGCCAUAGCCUUAGCAUUGCGCUUGCCCAGCUUAUUCGACUUUGACCCAUUGUUCAAGUUGGACGCUGUUGUAUCAGCGAAGGAUCACGAGCUUUUCUCGCUUCUGCAGGUGUUUCUGAAUAAUGGCCUGCCAGAAUUACAUUCAUGGCUCGAAAGCCAUCCCACUGCUCUCGAAAAAUAUGAACUCGACCGAGCACAGCUUGAGCGUAAGAUCCGUCUUCUGUCAUUUGCGUCACUGGGUUUUGCACACGUCGGGCAUGACUUGCCAUAUUCAGAGGUCGCGUCGAUCCUGCAGAUCGAGUUAAGUGAAGUAGAGAAGUGGGCGAUCGAUGUGAUCCGUACCGGUCUUCUUUCGGGAAAGCUCUCGCAGACCACCCAAUCUCUACACGUUUACCGUUCGUCAGCACGCACGUUUGAGCGAGAGCAAUGGGAGGCACUGGAAAAACGUCUUGUUGCGUGGAAGGCAGGCCUAGCGAGCGUGCUGGAGGUUGUUAUUAGUGCACAAAAGCGCGGUAACGGUUCGGGUGUGGGUGAAGUCGUGCAGCAGGUCACGCAGACAGGUGAGAGCGUUCAGGCUGACGCCACGUAG